This is a messenger RNA of Mya arenaria, 1855 nucleotides long. RefSeq lists its product as uncharacterized. NCBI's taxonomy places the organism in Eukaryota, Metazoa, Mollusca, Bivalvia, Myida, Myidae. The coding region runs from base 100 to 1596 and encodes 498 amino acids. The record is from RefSeq and is a predicted model, not a curated record. The transcript has 3 exons.
UUUUUCGGAGAAAUAAAAACGACGGUUAUUUUUCUGCUAAAGUACGGCUUAUUUCUGUAUAUAAAGGGACAUUAUAGUUGCCUCUACCAUCCAGACAAAAUGAGAGGUUCAAAACAUAGCCACGCUGUGGUAUUAUUUUGUAUUACCCUGGCUUUUGCAGACUCAAGCAAUCAAAACUUUAUACAGAAUCUUCAAAGGAAUGUGGGUGAAUACGGAACAUCUCACUUCUCUUGGAAUAUUCAAAACCUCGACCAUGCUAACUACCAAUCACUGAGAGCGAUAGAAGACGAUAACGACAGGGAAUUCCGAGCAUUCUUGCUCAAUCACAGCCCUAAAGUCAAAAAUUUACUAGCCAGGGAACAUGUCACUAUGGAGAGGAACAUAACAAAUGGUGAACAUGAAGACAAAACGCAUAAAACGCAUCAGAGAAAAUUAAGAAAAAGGGACGCAGCACUACCACAAAGGAUGGCCAUUCUUAUAGCAAAAGCACAACCUCGAAAAAUUAUUCGGAGUCUUCAGAAGAGGGAAGCGGAUAACACUACGCAAAUGAUGAUAUAUAACAUAGAUCCGUGGUUUUCAAUAGCAGAUUUGAUGUCUCUUAGGUUCCCAAAGAAAUACGAUGAUUACUUCAACAGCUGGAGUCAGAGUAUUGUUCUGUUUGGUAACAGCGAAAUACACAGAGAAGAAUUCAAACACAAUUUCAAUCGCCUACCUCUGCAAAUAAUGCUGGAACUGUUGUCGUUAACAGACAAAUUUCAACACAUAUUCUGGCCUUUUAAUUUUGACCAAGCAUUUAUGAAUCAAAGAUUAGCCUUAUUAGGAAUGUCUGGAUUAUCAAUAAAUGGACAUAAACAGAAAGAGAGGUUUUACGCUGAACUCGAGAAACAUCAAACAAUCAAAGUACCGGUAGAAGAGGAGAGAGUGGUUUUAAGUUUCGAUCAUCCUGACUUGGUUGAAGGUCUCAAUCGCUCUGGGCUACUGGAAAUGAGUAAAGAAUAUGUAGAAGCUGGAAACCAUUUAUAUACAUUAAAAGAACAAGAACAUAUUACGUCCAAAGUCCAGGCAGCCAUGGAUUUGAUCAAUUCUACAAAUCCAGAGCUGUACCGCGCUAUCCACCAAGUUAUCGGAUGCAUAGCUUUCUACAAGGCAGAGCAACCCGAAUCGGUUGGUGGAACCAUCAGUUCAGCUCUUGGGGUUAUCUGGCAAGACCCUAGUGUCUAUCCAGACCAUUCUGUGGCCAACUAUGCUGAACAGAUAGUUCAUGAGUUCAUCCAUUCGUCCCUUUUUCUCGCAGAUAUGGUACACGGGACCUACAUCGACCGCAGUUUGCUCACCAAGUCUAAGGUUUACUCGCCUGUACGUAAGGAACUGCGGGACUUUGACAAAACGUUCCAUGCCUCAUAUGUUACAACAGGCGUUACCAUAUUUCAAUCACGAGCGGGCAAUGUGGGGGACGCUCAGACAUACGCGGGAACAUUACGUGCCGCUGUGGACGGUUUGAUUGCAAUUCAGAACAAGGCUGGCGUACUAAAUGCGUCUGGGGCGGCCAUGUUACAGGCCAUGGACGAUGUGCUGACUUUGAUCAGAAUGGAAUAGAUAUAUUUCUUAUGCCAUUAAUAUGUACAUAUGUAUAUAUUUAGUAUAUUUUUUAUCCUUGAAUAUUUAUAUGAAAAAGUACAUGGUAUCAUUAGCCGAUGACAAAUUUCUUGUAAAUAGUGCCUUAUAUGUGGAGCGGUAUUGGGUUCAAAAAUAAAAUUGACAAUUUGUUAACAUUUGUAUGCUUGAUAUAUAAUCUCUUACAAUACAUAUUAUUCAUGCAUUGUUUAAUUCGUUGAAAUAAAGUGCUUUAUCGUUA